AUGGGAAGGCACUCUUCUCACUCUAUAUCGCCUCAUAGAAGGUCCAAUCGCGAUCGCGUCAGGGAGGGGACUGACCGAGACAGGGAGUCGAGAACAGAAUAUCGAGAAGAAGACCGUAAACGUUACCGCAGCAGAAGCCGUGACCGAGAUGAGGUUAAGAAGGACUACACAUCUUCAAGGAGAGACAAGGACUCAAGCAAACAUAAUGAGAGGGAUAGAAGCUUUAGUCGAGACCGAGAUAAGAAAAGGCGGAAGCGCGACAAGUCGGAGGAGCGUAAAGCUAGGAAAGCAGAAAAGAAACGUAUAAAAGAGGAGGAAGAAGCUCGCCAAAUCGCCGAACUUAGUGUUUACAGCGCAACCGACAAUCCAUUUCACGAUGUCAACCUUGGCCAACAAUUUCGCUGGCACAAGAAGAAUGAAAAGGAACGCAAGCAGGGUCUCUCUCUUGCCGAGGCUCAGCGGAAAGACGCUAUCCGGAAACAGGAAGCGAAAGAGGAACUGGAACGGUUAAACAAGCGUCGUGCCGAACGAGAGGUGGAACAGAGACUACGAGAGGAAGAGGAGAUGAGAAUGCAGCGUUUGCAGGAAUCUGCCCAAAUGUCGGACUGGCUGUCCAAGGAGGGCGACUUCCAAUUAGAGCAGGAGCGAUCGCGAGCUGCAAUCAGGAUCAAAGAGAAGAGAGCAAAAGCUGUGGAUUUCUUGGCUCUGAAUCUCAAGUAUGUCACUCUGGAUGAUGAUAGCGAGGACGAAGAAGAGGAUGCAGGCCUUGAAAUUGAUUUGGAUGAGCCUUACAACAUUCUGGAUAACCUGAACAACGAACAAGUCGAAGAACUUCACGAUGAUAUUGAACGAUAUAUGACUUUGGAACAAAACGAUACUAAUAUCAAUUUUUGGACGAACAUGAUGGUCGUAUGCAAGGAUCGACUGGACAGUAUCAAAUCAGGCCAACGAAUGGGUAUUGAAGCUGCCAAAGUGGUUGAGAACGACAUCGCAGCUCUACUUUCAGGAAAAACUUACAAUGAGCUUGCCUCGCUCCAGCGUCAGAUACAGAAUAAACUUACUAGUGGAGAGCCGGUCGAUACAGAUUAUUGGGAAGCUUUACUCAAAAAAAUAUUGGUAUGGAAAGCCAAGGCCAAUCUGAAGAGUUUGCACGAGGUAGUAGUGCGUAAUCGCCUUGAACAAUUACGCAAACGUCAAAGAGACGAAGCUCUGCUAGCCCAAGAAGAAUUACUGGCAGGGGUCGCCAAAACUGCUUCAUCCGGUCCUGUUCCCAUCCCAGAACCCACGGUCACAUUGGAACCCGAGACGGCUUUGAUCGAGCCCUAUGAUCGUUCUAUGAGCCCCACUUUGAUCGAUAUCACCAAGCUACCUACUGAAGAGCGGCAAAUUGAUAUCUUCACUGUAGAUGAAGACCGGCGUGCCCUUAUGAAGCUGCGCAGGACAGUAGCCGCGUCUCGCUUUGUUCCCAAACUUACCCAACCCGAACCGGAAACGCAGGACGAAGAAGCGAUUGCCAGUGGUGCGGAUAUGGCAUCUGAGGCUCUUUACCGAGCCGAAGCUGAGCGAGAGCUUGAUGAGGAAGAAGAAUUGUUCAAUAUGGAAGAAAAUAUUGCCAAUCCAACCUCAUACAACUGGGAAGACAAAUACAGGCCACGAAAGCCGCGUUAUUUCAACCGUGUUCAUACUGGGUAUGAAUGGAACAAAUAUAAUCAGACGCAUUACGAUACGGACAAUCCUCCCCCAAAAGUUGUACAAGGAUAUAAAUUCAACGUUUUCUAUCCCGACCUCAUCGACAAAUCCAAGGCACCCACCUAUAAAAUUGUCAAAGAACCUGGUAACGAUGAAACAGUCCUACUGCUUUUCAGCGCAGGUCCUCCUUACGAGGAUAUUGCAUUUCGUAUUGUCAACCGUGAAUGGGAGUUCUCUCAUAAACGUGGAUUUCGUAGCUCCUUCGAUCGAGGCUGUUUAUCACUUUGGUUCAAUUUCCGUCGUAACUUCUACCGCAAGUAG
This is a messenger RNA of Lentinula edodes (shiitake mushroom), 2010 nucleotides long. Its product is annotated as mid region of cactin-domain-containing protein. Gene Ontology annotation, molecular function: protein binding. Gene Ontology annotation, cellular component: spliceosomal complex; cytoplasm. NCBI's taxonomy places the organism in Eukaryota, Fungi, Basidiomycota, Agaricomycetes, Agaricales, Omphalotaceae. The coding region runs from base 1 to 2010 and encodes 669 amino acids. The record is from RefSeq and is a predicted model, not a curated record. Gene Ontology annotation, biological process: mRNA cis splicing, via spliceosome. The transcript has 10 exons.